GAAAUUUCGGAUCUCACCGGCCGGCCAGGAUAAAACGUCUGUAUUAGCUAAAUAAAACCCUAACCGUGAGUCGCCUCCAGUGUGCCGCCGCCGUGCUUAUUAUCCAGGGGCCGGCCGUUUGAUUCCACCUUGUAGUUGUAUCCAAGGCCGUGAAAAAUCAUAAUGGGGGAGCCCGGAGAAGGAGCUUCAUUGGGACUAGCCGGGGCGCCCCUCGACCCUCCUGCAGAUCUUCUGGUACCUGAGAGGCUGGAGCCGGUUGCAGAGGUCACUGUGCCAUCAUCAACGAAACUAAAAAAGGUUGAAGUAGACAACACAAGGAGAAAAAAAUGGCGAUCGACAGAAGCAAACUUGAUGAUAUACACGCGGCGCUCAUGGCCAGGGGACGUUGGUCUCAAGGCGCACAAGGCCGAGAGGAUCAUCAGGAAAGGCAACCCGUACCUCUUUUGUCAAGUCAUUCUAGAAACCAAGCCGUUGACCAUGGACCACCGCACGACUCGUGUCAGGCUUAUCGUAGACACAUCCAACCGCGUCGUGCAAACUCCCAGAGUUGGUUAGUUAGGUUCAAAUGAAUAACCGAGUAUCGGGGUCAAAACUUCAGACUUGAUGAAUCAAGUGCUUAAUUGA
This is a messenger RNA of Triticum aestivum (bread wheat), 624 nucleotides long. RefSeq lists its product as uncharacterized. NCBI's taxonomy places the organism in Eukaryota, Viridiplantae, Streptophyta, Magnoliopsida, Poales, Poaceae. Gene Ontology annotation, molecular function: serine-type endopeptidase inhibitor activity. Gene Ontology annotation, biological process: response to wounding. The coding region runs from base 163 to 555 and encodes 130 amino acids. The record is from RefSeq and is a predicted model, not a curated record. The transcript is spliced from 4 exons.